Acyrthosiphon pisum (pea aphid) is the source of this 1564-nucleotide messenger RNA. RefSeq names its product arrestin domain-containing protein 3-like. The coding region runs from base 315 to 1499 and encodes 394 amino acids. The transcript has 9 exons. Gene Ontology annotation, biological process: protein transport. Lineage: Eukaryota; Metazoa; Arthropoda; Insecta; Hemiptera; Aphididae. Gene Ontology annotation, cellular component: cytoplasm. The record is from RefSeq and is a predicted model, not a curated record.
GCACACCUUUUGUGGUGUAUCCCGAGGGAGGUCGCAGCUUGGCGCCGGAUGUAUUUGGACUUUCAGUUAGCGCGGUGACGGCAGCUGAGCCGUUCGAUAGCGUUUUGCACGUAAGGCUUACGGAAAAAUAAAACGACACAGUGUGUUUUGAUAAAAUAAUUUUUAAACUAUAAAAUUGUACCUGCAGUGUUGUUGAUAUUAAAAAAAAAAUCAUCAUUUUCCCCUAGUUUGCAGUGUAGGCCAACAAGUGCUUAAAAUACAGCAGUCGAUUAUUUUGAAUUAAUAUUCUUAAUUGGAAAAAAAUCAACUACGGUAUGGAUUACAUAAGAGAAUUUGACAUAAGAUUAGACAAGGAAAUGUUUUACGCAGGAGAAAUUCUGGAAGGCCACGUGGUUCUAGACACAAUUGAAAACUUCAAAUUGAAAACCGUUCGUAUCGUCCUCAGGGGUAAGGCCCACGCGGAGUGGCAAGUGUUGGUCAGCGGUGAUCGUUCAGCUAUCAAAGACGAUCAAUACUUCAUCGACAAUCGUUCGCUAAUCUUCGGAAAAGUAGACCGGCAAGAAGGUCCCGCUCCGAUACUGCCGCGCGGAAUUCACCACUUCCCGUUCAAGUUUCAACUUCCUCAGAGCUCGCUGCCUUGUUCGUUCGAAAGCAAACCCGGAUACGUCAGAUACUACAUCAAGGUCACUCUCGAUAUACCGUACGCGUCUCCUCCACAAGGCAUGAAGUACUUCACCAUUAUAGGACCACAUAUUGACUGCAUGGACGAUCAAUAUCUGAAGCCAAUUGGUGCGCUGGAAAAACGGACUAAAUGCUGUUUGUGCUGCAAAAGCAACAGAGUGGUAUUGCAGUGCUUACUUGAAAGGUCGGCGUACGUAUGCGGCGAGGCACUGAGGUUAAAAGCCAACAUAAAAAAUCAAAACGAAAAGGACAUCAGGCUGAAAGUCAGGUUACUGCAGAACGUACACUAUUCGGUGGAACGAGGUAUGUUGGGCGUCCAAAAUCAAAAGGACGUCCAACAUUCGGUCUUGGAGUACAUCGGCGAGCCGAUACGCACAGGAUGCGAAUCGCAAUGGGAUUCUGCCGACGGUCUGGUCCUGCCAGUGAUGCCGCCUACAUUGAUCGGCAACUGCAGGCUGUUACAAAUAUAUUACGUACUCAAGGUCUGCGUGGAUUUGGGUAAGGGAGACGAAGACCUCAACAUAACGUUUCCGAUAACAAUAGCCACUGUGCCAUUCAGGAUACCAAACUGUAACAAGACUCCUCAAAUAUAUUACAGUGUCGCGUGCGAUCACGUGGAGGGCGGUAGGUACAUUGGGCCGGAGUUUUUGCUCGGCGGUCACGUUUACGACGGGUCGCAGACCGAGCAGAUCGUCCUGUACCGGCCGGUGUACGUGAGCGUACGUCAGCCGAAUUGCAACUCGACGUCGGCGGCGGCCACGGCGGUAUCGACAGCGACGAGCACGGCGACGACCACCACGACCACGACGACCACGUGAACGAAUGCAAAUCCACGACGACGCGUUUUCGAUUCAUAUAUUAUUAAUAUAAUAUUAUUAUUUUA